Molecule: messenger RNA, 1403 nt
Organism: Pongo pygmaeus (Bornean orangutan)
Lineage: Eukaryota; Metazoa; Chordata; Mammalia; Primates; Hominidae
Product: bMERB domain-containing protein 1-like
Exons: 5
Coding region: 1-477 (158 amino acids)
Biological process (GO): negative regulation of microtubule depolymerization
Cellular component (GO): microtubule cytoskeleton
Source: RefSeq, a predicted model, not a curated record
AUGUCUUUUGAACAAUAUGAUUUAAUGGCAUUGGAAAAUCAUCACGAUGUCAUGCUUGCAAUGAGCGGGACAGCUAUAGCGAACCUGUCCCGUUCUGCCCAUGCGUGGAUGGAUGACAUCCAGCUCUUCAAGGACAUCAUGGACUUGAAGCAGGAGCUGCAGAACUUGGUCGCCAUCCCAGAAAAAGAAAAAACCAAACUGCAGAAGCAGAGAGAGGAUGAGCUAAUCCAGAAGAUCCACAAACUGGUGCAGAAGAGAGACUUCCUGGUGGAUGAUGCGGAGGUCAAGCGGUUACGGGAGCAAGAAGAAGACAAGGAAAUGGCUGAUUUCCUGAGAAUCAAGUUAAAACCUCUAGACAAAGUAACCAAAUCUCCAGCCAGUGAGUAUAUACAUUAUUCAUUCCCCUCCCCUACAAGAGAGAAAAUAUAUUUCAGGCCAGGUGCACAGUGGAUCACGCCUGUAAUCCCAGCACUAUGAGAAGCUGAGGUGGGUGGAUCACCUGAGGUCAGGAGUUCGAGACCAGCCUGGUCAACAUGGUGAAACCCCAUAUCUACCAAAAAUACAAAAAUUAGCUGGGCAUGGUGGCACAUACCUGGAAUCCCAGCUACUUGAGAGGCUGAGGCAGGAGAAUUGCUUGAACCCGGGAGGUGGGGGUUGCAGUGAGCUGAGAUUGGGCCACUGCACUCCAGCCUGGGUGACAGGGUAAGACUCUGUCUAAAAAAAAAAAAGGCCAUUUCAGAGAAGUCUGGGAGCCGUCAGAGGCACAACAAAAUGCUUUCUAGAGAUCAGAUCUAGAGAUCAGAUUUCAGCAUGGGAUGACAGCUGGCAGGACCAGCCUCACGGGCCUGCAGGCAGUUGCCUGGGGCCUCAUGCCUGACCAGUCUCACGGGCCUGCAGGCAGUUGCCUGAGGCCUCAUGCCUAGAAGGGUGCCAUGCUUGGUUUAAUGUUCUCCUGUUGCUGUCUAGAAAUUGUUAAUAUGUUUGGAACAUGGGGCCCUACAUUUUCAUAUUGCAUUGAACUCUGCAAACUAUGUACCUGGUCCUGGUAGUUGUUCCUCCCUAGUUGCAAAGUUUGGUGCAUUUCAUAGAAGGAAUUGGGUAGCCACUGAGGCUCAGGGAGCUCUGGCCUCUGUUAGGUCUGGAAUCUCUGGAGAAGCCAGAAGCCUAUGUCUCAGAAUAUUAACCUCAUGAGAUCCUCAGAGCAAAGAGGGUUUUGUAUGAAAUAAGUUUGAGAAAUGCUGUUUACUUGAACCUGUAUUUGGAGAGUCCCAAAGUCCAUUAGGAUAUUAAAGUGAUGAUGGAUCCUGCUGUCAAGAAACUGUCUUUUCUUUGUUGACCCAGCGUUUCUCAAAUGUGUUUAACUGCUGUAUUAGUGAGGCCUCUUUCAGUUAUAAGAAAUGGAU